Molecule: messenger RNA, 1149 nt
Organism: Eremothecium sinecaudum
Lineage: Eukaryota; Fungi; Ascomycota; Saccharomycetes; Saccharomycetales; Saccharomycetaceae
Gene: ENT5
Product: Ent5p
Exons: 1
Coding region: 1-1149 (382 amino acids)
Biological process (GO): endocytosis; Golgi to endosome transport
Cellular component (GO): plasma membrane; endosome; clathrin vesicle coat
Molecular function (GO): clathrin binding; phospholipid binding
Source: RefSeq, a predicted model, not a curated record
AUGGACUCUCUAUCCAAAAAGAUCAGCAACUUAGGUAUUCAUGAUAUUCGUAAUGCAGCACGGUUUGCUCAAAAUGUGAUAAUUCAGUAUGAACCGUACCAGAUAGACAUUAGAAAGGCAACUAAUACUGAUUCAUGGGGUCCUACUCCGAAACAGCUUGCAAAAGUGUUACGAAAUCGAACUCACGUUCCAAUAUAUCUAAUUACUGAGUACACUAUGAAACGCCUGGUGGAUCACAUGGCAAAAAGACCGAAGAAUUUGUAUGAAAAAGCUAGGAAGGAGUAUGUUAACUAUGGGAGCGAAUGGAGAGUCGUUCUUAAGUCAUUGCUGGUAUUGGAGUACUUAUUGCUUACAUGCAACUCUGGUCAGGAGUUAGACCAAACUGUUAGCUGCCUCACAACUCACAAACAUAUUCUCACUCGUGAUACCAUGCAGUUCAAGGUUGAAUUCAGUAGUGACGGGAAAAUGGAGAUUCAUGAAAGGGGUAUCAAGAAGAAAUGCGAGCAGUUGAUACAGUAUAUCGAAGAUCCUGGAUACUUGAAAAGAGUGAGAGCUAAGCAGAAGCAACAGUCUGCACAUAUCAACUCUAGUGGCGGAAGCUACGUCCUCAACUCAUCUUACAAUGACAACCGCAUCCACGUUGGUGACGAAACACCUGCUUAUGACCUAAGCGAUGAAUUCGAUGAGUAUAAGCCACAGAGUUCACAAUUGCCAGGGCCUUCUGCGAGCAACAAACAUACUCGCACCUCAGUUGCUGAAGAACAACGCAGACAGAGGAGAGAGAUUUUGCGUGAGCGUAUUAAGAAUGGGGAGCAACAAAGAAAGAGUAAUGCAAGCGCUAAAAAUCAGCCAGUGGUGGACCUAUUGGAUCUAGAUGACAUAGAAGUUCCGCCCUCUCAAAGUUCGGGAAGUCAAGACCACGAUGAGGAAGAAGAUGAUUUCGGAGAUUUUCAAAGUGAACAUGAUGUGAGCCCCGCGCCAGAUAAACAGGACUCUCAGGAUUUAGAUUUGCUAUCCUGGGGCGGAUCAAACUCUUCUUCUGCUGUACGCAGCUCCUCCAACUACAAUAACAGUGCCCAGAAUUCCAGCAAUCAACAGCACAAGGAUACAUUUGCUGAGUUGUACUCGUACUCUAAGACUCGUAUAUAG